ACAGAGAAAAGAUGCGCUCUACCCCUGUGGAAGCAUCCGAAGCAGACAGAGCGAUAGAGUGCUAUUGUUGCCUACACAUUUAUCCGCUUCAUAGGAUAUGUCGACAGGCAGCUAUUUAUCCUUUGCCUAUGCAUUUUUUGUUGUUUGCGAUUACAUUGUAGGGUUUAAACUAUAACCCUUUAUUUUAGCAUGAGUCCACGAGAACGGAUAACCCGCUUUAAUCGGUGUUCUGCAUAUUCCCUGCUGAGUCUGUGUCUGUAUUUGACAGUCGUUAUCUGCUGUGUUGGGUCUGUUGUAUCUGGUCACGUAGAUGCUGCCGAGGAGCAGAGACCGAGCCCUCAGGAGAACAGCCACAGGAUAGAACACAGAGAGAGCUAUGAGAUUACCUAUCCACACUGGUUGCAGCCUGCAAGACACAGGAGGUCCGUCCAUGGAGAGAAGCAGCACCCGUCUGAGGCAGAGGUCCUCAUCACAGCUGAGGGAGAGGAGAUGACACUCCGUCUGCACAGGAAUGAGCAGUUAUUGGCCCCAGGAUAUCAGGAGAUAUGGUACAGUCCCAGUGGUUCCCGCCAGACCUCCAAUCCACCCAGCACUGGCCACUGUUUCUACCAUGGUGACGUCCGUGGUGUGGAGGGGUCAAGUGCAGCACUCAGCACCUGCUCAGGUCUCAGGGGACUGAUUACGGUCAACACCAGCGUCAGCUACCUGAUAGAACCCCUGCCCGCUGUCACCAUGGAUACACAGCCUCCUCACGCUGUGUUCCGAGCCAAGAACCUUCGUCUGCCUAACGGAACUUGCGGGAAUCACCAUAGCAACCAGGGCCAGGGGGAGGGUCUGGGUGACCUCAUCCGGGGAAUGAUGACGGCGCGGGGCGGAAGGGAGCGGAGAGACGUGGGCCAGAGUAUGAAGUAUGUAGAGCUGCUGCUGGUAGCUGACCAUGCUGAGUUUCAGAAGCACGGCGCGGACUUAAAUAGGACGAAGACGAAACUGCUGGAGGCAGCUAACUACGUAGACAAGUACUACAAGUCUCUAAGUAUUCGUGUGGCAGUGAUCGGUCUGGAGGUGUGGUCUGAUCAGGACAGGAUCAGUGUGUCUGGUAACCCCUACAGUACCCUGGGAGCGUUCCUGGCUUGGAGACGCAAACAGCUACACACACUACCUAACGACAACGCUCAACUCAUCACGGGCGUGGCGUUUCAGGGCACCACCAUUGGGCUGGCCCCUCUCAGAGCCAUGUGCUCAGAGUACCAGUCAGGGGGAAUCAACUCAGACCACUCUGACAGUGCUGUGGGCGUGGCAGCGACCAUGGCCCACGAAAUGGGGCAUAACUUUGGCAUGAGCCAUGACAGCCCUGGGUGCUGCCAGGCCAAGGCUGAUGAUGGAGGCUGCAUCAUGGCUGCUGCCACUGGCCACCCGUUCCCGCGUGUAUUUAAUGGCUGUAACCAUCGGGAGCUGAGCAGGUACCUGAGCUCCGGAGGGGGAAAGUGUUUGUUCAACCUCCCCAACACCAGAGCCAUGUACGGGGGACAGCGCUGUGGGAAUGGGUACCUGGAGGAUGGAGAGGAGUGUGACUGUGGAGACGAGAAGGAGUGUUCCAGUCCCUGCUGUAAUGCCAACAAUUGUACUCUCAAGGCUGGAGCAGAAUGUGCCCACGGAGUCUGCUGUCACAACUGUAUGUUGAAGAGUCCAGGUGUGUUGUGUCGUACUCCAACAGGGUCAUGUGACCUACCCGAGUACUGUGAUGGGAAGGCGGAGUCUUGUCCUGCUAACUUAUACCUGGUGGAUGGUACUUCCUGUGAUGGGGGGCGGGCCUACUGCUACACCGGCAUGUGUCUCACCCUGGAGCAGCAGUGUCAAUCACUCUGGGGGCGGGAUGGCCGUCCUGCUCUAGACCUGUGCUUUAAGAAGGUGAACGAGGCAGGAGACACCUUUGGGAACUGUGGCAAAGACCUGUUGGGGAAAUACAAAGGAUGCAGGGAAAGGGAUGCUAGAUGUGGUAAGAUCCAGUGUGUGAGUUCAGCCUCCAAGCCCCUGGAGACUAACGCUGUUCCCAUUGACACCACGGUCCGGGUGGGAAGCAAGAAGGUCCUCUGUAGGGGGACACAUGUUUACCGACCAGGCCAGGGGGACGAGGAACAGGGGGACACACUGGACCCAGGACUGGUCAUGACCGGGACCAAGUGUGGAGAGGACUCGAUCUGUUUCGGUGGAGAGUGUCGCAACGCGUCUUUCCUGAGGGCGGAUGAGUGCAAUGCCAAGUGCCAUGGCCAUGGGCUGUGUAACAACAACCACCACUGCCAUUGUGACUCAGGCUGGGCUCCUCCCCUGUGUGACCAGGAGGGGACAGGAGGGAGUGUCGACAGUGGACCUGUCAUCAACCACAGCAGUCUACUUCCUGUCCUGUUGCUCCUCCCCAUGGUUAUCUUUGUCCUAUUGGCUGCUGUGGGACUGUGGUGCUGCUACAACCAUAAACUACAUAAAAACCUUCCUCUGAAGACCUCAGUCCCACCACCCAAGACAAUUUGCCCAGUCAGUUGGCCAGUCCCUGCUGAAGCCAAACAUCUUCAAGCCAACAGUCUUGAAAACUGUCACCUUGACAACAGCCAUGCCAACGGCCAUGCCAACCCUGCCUUCCUACUGAAGAGACAGGGCUCAGACAGACUGAGUCAGCCCAGUCCUCGUCCCAGCCCCUCCACCAGAACCAGGCACGCUAUCUUCCGUCCGACUGUGAAACCCCCUCCUAUACCUGCUUACGCAGCCCAGCAGAGACAGUCUCAACCUCAGCUCCAACCUCAACCCCAGCUCCAGUCUCAACCUCAGCCCCAGUCUCAACCUCAGCCCCAGUCUCAACCUCAGCCCCAGUCUCAAUCCCAGCCCCAGUCUCAACCUCAGCCCCAGUCUCAACCUCAGCCCCAGUCUCAACCUCAGCCCCAGUCUCAAUCCCAGCCCCAGUCUCAAUCCCAGCCCCAGGCUCAACCUCAGCCCCAGUCUCAACCUCAGCCCCAGUCUCAACCUCAGCCCCAGCCUCAAUCCCAGCCUCAAUCCCAGCCCCAGGCUCAACCUCAGCCCCAGUCUCAACCUCAGCCCCAGCCUCAACCCUCCCUCCACCCCAAGCCCCCACCCUCCUUCCAGCCCAAGCCCCAACCCUCCUUCCAGCCCAAGCCCCAACCUUCUCUCCAGCCCCUGCCACAGCCCAAGCAUAAACCUCCCAUCCCCAGCUACCUAGCCCAGCGGAAAGGACCCCUUCCUCCAGCCAUCCUGCCCCCCAAGCCCCACUCAACACCUCACACACACAGACCUGACCCCCCCAACAGACCCGCACCCCCCUGCCCGCUCACCAAACCCAAAAUACCAUCAGUCGUGUUACAGAGAGGAAAGUCCAAUCUGGCGCCACCUGGUGGACAUAAGAAACCCAGCAGAUCCCAAAACAACAUCUCAGGGAGGAGACGAGGACCAACACUCGACAACGGAGCUCAGUGAGAUUACUGAGACAUCUAACUGGAAAUCUCUUCUCUCUCUGUGAGCUGCGCCUUUUCCCAAGGUUGUCCAAAGAGGAACAUCGCCGUCAGCCUUUAUGAAGAAAAUGACACUGUAGGAAAGCAGAGAGGAGGGCCACGGCUGGACACACAGGGACUCAGUCCAAAAUGACACUGUAGGAAAGGAGAGAGGAGGGCCACGGCUGGACACACAGGGACUCAGUCCAAAAUGGAACCCUAAAAGUAGUGCACUAUAUAGGAAAUAGGGUUCCGUUUCAGAUCUGUCCAGGGAUGCCAUUACUAUAGAAUUAUACUAAUGCUAGCCUGGUAGCCUCUGUUUGCCAGUCUCAGUAUUUGUAUUUCAUUCCAACAACAAAGACAAAGGAGUUGCCUGAUGAACAAACAUCUCUGGCUACUAGGCUAGCUGCCAGGCUAUGUCUUGCCUUACCACUUGAAACCAGGCGUCCUGUAUACUUGUAAUAUUUAAGAAUGGACUUUAUCGACUGAUUUAGUUCUUGUAGAUGGUACCUUAUACCAUGGGUUAACAGUAUCAUGUGUUGAUAUGCUGUUUCAGGUCUAUUUAUUUGCGACGCUUUAAAGCAAAGAGACUAGUGUUUAAAGUGGAUGUACUGUUUCUACAAGAGCACGAGUCUUAAGGGAACAUCUAAUGUUAAGAAAACGCCAUGUAUUGAAUGAUGCUUAAUGCUUCUAGUAUGUGAAUAAACGAUAGACUGGAAUUAUAAGGACACAGACAUGCAUGUUAUUAUUGCUACAUGUGUAUGCCUAAGAUGAAGGACAUCUGAAAUGUAGCAAUAACUAUUUGAAAAUGACAUUGUUUUCUUAUGACUGUUUUCUAAAUGUAUUUCCUGUAUAUUGCACUGUUCUUGUUGUGUUGGGUUCUAAAUUCAGCUUUUCUGACUGAAUGGAUAUUUGGACACCUGGAAGGUCUUUGUUCCUGUAUAACUACAGUAUGUUAUCUUUUGAAAUGUGAUGCACAGGACAGCAGAGUCAACACAAUUAUAGUCAGGCCCAUGAAAUGAAUUUAUAUCAAAUAAUCUGGUUUUCCUUGAUUGUUGAAAUUCACUAUGAGACCUAUGCAAACAGUGUGCCUUCAGUUUGAUUUGAAAUAAAGUGUUUAGAAACAGGA
This is a messenger RNA of Oncorhynchus mykiss (rainbow trout), 4623 nucleotides long. It is a transcript of the gene adam19b, whose product is annotated as ADAM metallopeptidase domain 19b. The record is from RefSeq and is a predicted model, not a curated record. Gene Ontology annotation, biological process: membrane protein ectodomain proteolysis. Gene Ontology annotation, molecular function: metalloendopeptidase activity. Lineage: Eukaryota; Metazoa; Chordata; Actinopteri; Salmoniformes; Salmonidae.